AUCUCUAAUUUAAUCACAUAAUUAGUUUAUCUCUCCUCAAGCUGGUGCAUCUCUCUCUACAACUAGAAAGUAGCUAGCUAGCUAGUAUUAAUUUGUAUUGCAUCCCUUGGCAUAAGGGUGAGAAGCUAGGCUCCAAGUUCAUUUGAGAGCAAAGGGAAAGUGAGGCCUCCAUCAGCUAGCUAGCUCUCCUCCUCUUCUCCUUGUCUCUUCUCCUUCGAGUUUGCUCCCCUACAGGAGAGAAAAGGAUUCAUCACAUCUCAUCUCACAACCCCUUUCAUCGAUCUCUCCUAGAUUAUCUCUCUCUCCAAUUUGCUCCAAUCUUUAAUUUCCUGCCUUUGAAGCUAUAGCUACAGCCAUGGAGGAUGUCUGUCUCAUCCAUGGCGUGUAGCUAGCUAGUUUCUUUCUUUGCACUUCUUGAGUUCUUGUUAAUUACUAAAGGAUUGCGGCCAUGGAUGGAGAUGGUGGAGCUCGUCGUGGUGUAAUCGGAUGAGUGCGUGAGAGACAUGAGACGUGCAUCUAGCUGCAGGAUCGAGGUCAGCAGCAGCAGCAGGUUGUCGUUGUCGUCGUCGUCGCCGCCGCCGCCGCCGCCGCCAUGGUGCCAGCUAGGAGCCGCCUGUUCCACCAUGACAGCAGCAGCAGCAGCAAGAGGGGCGGCGGCAACUCGUCGUCGUCCUGUACUCCCCAAUACUGCAUCGCCACCCAGCUCGACGCCGCCGCCGCCGCCGCGCCGGCGCGUAGACGUCACCACCACCACCACCAGCUAGCCAUGGCGCCGCCCGAAGACGACGCGGCCGCCGGCACGAGCUCUCGUGGCGGCGGUGCAGGAGACGACGACGACGGCGACAAGGACUGGCUCCAGCUCGGCCUCGCCGCCGCGGCGCCGACCGCCACCGCUCCGGCGGCGGCGGCGGCGCCGUCGUCGUCUACGCCCACGGCGCCGGAGCUGGACGUGUUCGCCGCCAAGCAGUACAACGGGAGGCCGCCGCUGUUCCCGCUGCCGAUCUUGAGGAGCUACCACCACCACCACCACCACCAGUACGGCCACGGCGGCGGCCGGUGUCCGCCGCCGUCGUUCUUCCCGUUCGCGCGGCCGUUGAGGAGCUCCGGCGAUCUCCCCGGCGUGAUGAGGGUCAUCAGCCCGCCGCGAAGAGCGGCGGCUGCUGAUGCUGCCGGCUUGUGGCUGACACUUCAGGCAUCCCCUGAUCAAUUUCGAGAGCCCAUUUUGCCCCAGAUACCAAAGAGCUACCUUAGAAUCAAGGAUAGCAACAUGAAGGUGGAAGUGGUGAUGAAGUACUUGGCCGGCAAGCUAGGACUCACACAAUCUCAUCUUCAGGUGGAACUGACAUGCAGAGGGCAGCUUCUUCCUCCCUUCUUGCUGGUCAAAAAUGUCAGAGACAGCAUCUGGUGCUCAUCACUGCGACCAAGCUGCAGGGAAGACGACGACGGCGACGGCGAGGAUGAUCUUGUUGAGCUGCACCGGCGAUCGCCGGCGGCGGCGGCUACUACUGACCACGUCAUGGCACUCGUUUACAGCACAAGUAGUUCCUGCCAUUAAUUAGCUAAUAAUAAUGUCCAUCCAUCGAUCUGUAAUUAAUCAACGAGUUCUUUCAUUAUUUCGUCCGACCCCCAGCUGAUCUGCAUGCUGCUCUGGUUAAUUAACUGGUGGCUUAGUCGUCACAGGAUUAACCAACCAACCAAUGGACACAUUUGUUUUUCUUUUUGUUCGAUCUAAUUCCAUGUUGAUUUGUUUGAAAGAAAAGCUUGGUCCUUUUGAUGGGGAUGUUCCUUUUACCACAAUUCCAUCAUCCACACAAAAACAUUUAACCUGGGCUAGCUACUAGCUGCCGAGUACUGAGGCAGUUCAGCAGCUUGAGAUCUCAUCAGUAUCACCAUUUCUUGUGAAAAGCAUCAGCAUUUGUUCAGCCAUCUGCUUCUACUGUCAGUUAAUUUUUCUAGCUGCAUAUACACCAGGAAUUAGUACUACUUCACAUCUGUAAUGAAUCAGCACGCGUGCAUACAAAUAUGGGUCACGUUAUGUACACAUCGAAUCGAUGCUUCAAAGAAUUUGUCAGUUGAUGCAUGUCAGGUGUCACAUACAAUUCCACUCAAGUUGCAUUCCAUAAAGGCAAAUGCAAGGACCAGAUGAGGUCACUGUAUGUAGUGCUACACAAAUCACAAAAUGCUUGCACAGAGCUAUCACAAGUAACACCCAUCAAUGCGUUGGGCUGUUGGCAUCAAUGUAAACUAGAACAAGAAUUACAGGAACUUUCCCUAAAUGUCUGAAUCCUCAGACCAAAACUAGUGCCUACAGCCCUACACUCUGGGUAUAAAGAAUUUUCUCAUCCGCGCACAGACAAGCUAGCUCCAAGGUCUCAUCUUAGAACUGUGGUCUUGAU
Molecule: messenger RNA, 2396 nt
Organism: Oryza sativa Japonica Group (Japanese rice)
Lineage: Eukaryota; Viridiplantae; Streptophyta; Magnoliopsida; Poales; Poaceae
Product: protein LAX PANICLE 2-like
Biological process (GO): multicellular organism development
Source: RefSeq, a predicted model, not a curated record